This is a messenger RNA of Cryptococcus deneoformans JEC21, 1050 nucleotides long. RefSeq lists its product as hypothetical. Lineage: Eukaryota; Fungi; Basidiomycota; Tremellomycetes; Tremellales; Cryptococcaceae. The coding region runs from base 405 to 983 and encodes 192 amino acids. The transcript has 3 exons. The record is from RefSeq and is a predicted model, not a curated record.
ACAAGUUCUGUUUCCCUUUUCACAAGAUCUGCAGCCUUUGAUUGGGUAUCGGUAUCUCUUCGUCGAGGCGUGCAGUGAGCGCGUCAUGAUCUUGCAACAAUUAUUCAACUAUUGCGGUCGUUGGAGCAACAUUUCAUCAGAAAAGAAUAUCCCGUCGGGCAUCGGCACAGCCGCCGUUAUCCGCCACGACAGGCGGACGAGCAUGCGAAGCUGAUUCAUGAAUUGAUUGAUCAUUUGAAGGAAAACACCCUUCACUUGCUACUCAUCAUCCACUCAACUUGCUGUAAACAUGUAUCCGAAAUGGCUUGGGUUAUUAUGAAUGUGCAUGACUUUGGCUGUAUAUAUCUACACUGACAGUUGAUGAUACUCACACGCCUCACGAAAUUUCACCCACGCACUUGACCAUGUCUGCUAGUACAUCGUCUUUCCUGGCCUCAUCGUCGCACGCUAUACAUUUGCCAUCUACAACAAGCCAGCUUAUCCAUAUCCUCACGAUCAUUCAAACAUCUCGACCGGCUUUGAUCAAGGUUGUCACUUUUCUAUUAUCAGAAUGCCGGAAAUCAAUGUGCACCGAAACGCCUUCUUCAUCGGCCCCCAAUCGUCUGCCUACUCUAUCCUCUCUCAUGCCCCACACGUUGAAAGGAAAACGUAAACGCUCCAUCACCCACUUUGACGGCAUCCCAUUAUCGGUACUCCCACUCCAAACUCCAUCACCACCAACUCCCGAACGAAGAAUCGUCACCCUCAGACGGGCCAUGGGACUGUAUAAGACCAUGUCGGGGGUAUCUAUCAGUGGAAAAAGUCUAGAUUCCAAAUCAGUGGAGGAUAUGCAGAGAGACGCGUAUCACUUUGCAUGUCAUUAUAUGAACAACAAGUCCUCUUCGAUCAAAGACGACUCUGAAGAUGACCGUGAAAGCUCGACGGAAGGGGAGGACAGCGACGACGAGGAUGAUGUGGUCCUCGUGUUCAGCCGACCAUACUGAACGAACCCUCAAGUUCCCUCAGCACCACAUCUGCAAUCCACCUUGUACAUUUGACAAUUUUAUCUUC